AUGACGACGCCCAUCCGGAACACACCUAUGAAGUUUGGUGCUAUGUAUUUUAACAUUCCUGCCGCCUGCCUCUGCUGCUGCGGCUCCUCAGGCGGAGACCGAGCCCCGCGGGAGCUCCCUUCGGCUUCUACCCAGGAUGGGCCCCGAAGCCCUGCUGCCUCUUCCCGGCGGCUCCCCGCUCCCCCUGUUCCCCAGCGGCCUCUUCAUGGGCGGCUGCGGCGGAGGAGAAGGCGGGCCAGCCCCCCCGGAGCCUCGCUGCCCCUUCCCGGCCGGCCCUUAUCCGACGCCCGCAGGCUCCUGGCCCUGGCCCACCCCGAGCGAGGCAGGCUGGCAGCUGCUGUUGGCUUUCUGACUGUUUCCAGCGUUAUUACUAUGUCUGCUCCCUUUUUCUUGGGAAAAGUUAUUGAUGUCAUUUACACAAAUCCCAAUGGUGACCUUGCAGAAAACCUAUCCAACCUCUGUGCCUUGCUAAGUGGAAUAUUUUUGUGUGGUGCUGCUGCCAAUGCAACCCGCGUCUACCUCAUGCAAACGGCAGGACAAAGAAUUGUGAAACGUCUGAGAGCAACAAUGUUCUCCUCUCUCUUGAAACAAGAGAUAGCGUUUUUUGACAAAACCAGCACUGGAGAGCUGAUUAAUCGCUUAUCUUCAGACACGGCACUCUUGGGCCGUUCAGUCACUGAAAACCUUUCUGAUGGACUACGAGCUGGUGCUCAGGCCUCAGUUGCAGUUGGGAUGAUGUUUUUUGUGUCUGCCAAACUUGCCAUGUUUGUUCUGAGUGUGGUGCCACCCCUGGCUUUUGUAGCUGUGCUAUAUGGAAGAUACUUACGAAAACUUACUAGAAUGACACAAGAUUCUCUUGCAGAUGCUACACAGUUAGCAGAAGAGCGGAUUGGAAAUUUACGAACUGUUCGAGCUUUUGGACAAGAGCUAAAUGAAAUGGAGAAAUAUAAGAACAAAGUUGAUUAUGUGCUACAGUUGGCCAAAAAGGAAGCCAUAGCACGAGCAGGAUUCUUUGGAGCAACUGGGCUAUCUGGGAAUUUGAUUGUGCUCUCUGUUCUGUACAAAGGAGGAUUACUGAUGGGAAGUGCCCACAUGACUAUUGGUGAACUGUCUUCUUUCUUAAUGUAUGCCUUCUGGGUUGGCAUAAGCAUUGGAGGUUUAAGCUCUUUCUAUUCUGAACUAAUGAAAGGAUUAGGUGCAGGAGGGCGUCUCUGGGAACUUAUUGAUCGAAAGCCAGAACUUCCUUUUAAUGAGGGUAUCGUGUUAAACCAGGAUGCUUUCAAAGGUGCUCUGGAGUUCAAAAAUAUCCAGUUUGCAUAUCCAUCUCGUCCAGAAACUUUAGUUUUUCAAGACCUUACCCUUUCCAUCCCAGCAGGAUCUGUGAUGGCACUGGUUGGCCCAAGUGGCUCUGGUAAAUCGACUGUUGUGUCUCUCCUACUUAGGCUUUAUGAUCCAAUCUCAGGAGGUAUCACUGUUGAUGGUGUUGACAUUCGUCAGCUAAACCCACUCUGGUUCAGGACUAAAAUUGGAACAGUAAGUCAGGAACCCAUCCUUUUCUCAUGCUCUAUUGCUGAAAAUAUUGCCUAUGGGGCUGAGGACCCGUCUGCAGUUACUAUGGAAGAAAUUGAGAAAGUUGCUGACAUUGCAAAUGCUUCUAGUUUCAUCCAGAAUUUUCCUAAAGGAUUCGGCACUUUAGUUGGAGAAAAAGGUGUUCUUCUUUCAGGGGGACAGAAACAACGAAUUGCUAUUGCCCGGGCUCUUCUCAAGAAUCCAAAAAUUCUUCUUCUUGAUGAAGCAACAAGUGCUUUGGAUGCUGAAAAUGAAUUCCUUGUCCAAGAUGCAUUAGAUCGGCUCAUGGAAGGAAGGACUGUUCUCAUUAUUGCUCACCGUUUGUCUACUAUUCAGAAUGCUAAUUCAGUUGCAGUUCUUGAUCAAGGCAGAAUUAUUGAGUGUGGAAAACAUGAAACAUUGCUUGCAAACCCAAAUGGACUUUUCAGCAAAUUAAUGAAGAAACAGUCUUUUAUCCAGAACAGUGAAAUUUUUGCAUUAAAUGUAAAAUCUUGAAAAAGUCUUUUUUUAAAAAAAAAAAUGAAAGAGUAUAAGGAACGGAAAUGUAACACAUUUCCAAGCAAUUUUAAAUUAUGUUUCAAUUUAUGUAUAAUAAAUGUGUUUAUAUUUUUUUCUUGUGUAUUUCAGAUAUUUCAAAACUUGGCUGUGCUAAAAAAUUUAUUCAGAGCAUCUAAUUAUAAUUAUAUUCUUGUGAAAAUAUAAAACACUGAAUUGUUUUUACAACGUAAAUAUUUUGCUGCUGCUUUGAUUAAUGAAUAUGGAUGUCUACGAAUUUUUAAACCUGAAGGUUUGGAAGCACUCUCUUUUUCUCCAGUUUGAGAUAAGUUAAACCUAUGUAAAAUUCUGGAGCUCUUUUUUAAAGUCAUUGUACAGAAGAGAGAGAUCUGUUCACAGAAGCUUUUGCUCACAGAAGUAGUAGUAGUAGUUAUUUUCCUCUCACGUCCUGAAAAUCUGCUUCACUGUUGACCCUGUGGAACAUUGUGAGAAGUGACAAGAAGAUGCAGGGGGGAUACUUGUAAAAUGCAAAGAUAAAAACUUUGUUCUACUGGACUUGCAAACCUUCUGCAACGUAAUUAUUAUAAUUAAAUCUCAUCUGUGGUUUUGAAAUUUCUCCUUAACAUGAAUAGCAUUGGGCUGUCUGUUCUAUAGUUUAAGGAAGGAGCCAAAGCUGAAUUGUAGAGUACGUGUUUUCUAUACAGAGGGGCCUGGGUUCAAUCCCUGCUACUUUAGGUUAAAAUUAUCUUCGAUAUCAAAGCUGGGAAAGAUGUUUGUCACAUAUUGGAAAGAGGUAUUACCACUCCCAAUCAGUUAGUUGGACUUAUGGUUUGACUAAUAUAGGCCGUCGUCAUCUAUUCAGGUAGAAGUAACCUCAUUUCAAAAUUAUUUACUUCCAAGUAAUAAAUAUACUUGAAAUCAGGCUUUCUCCAAGAUAAUUGUGCCUGGGAUUGCAUCAAACAAAUCAAUCAUUUUAGCCUUGUUUGUGAUACAUUAAACUUGCAAAUACAAUUUUUGAUAUAAAAUAGGGAUAAAUUAGCAUAUGUUUGUUUAGAUGUGUAUUAAAUGAAUUAUUUGGCAUAAUAAAGAGACCAAAACUUUUCUACCAUUAA
This is a messenger RNA of Sceloporus undulatus (fence lizard), 3176 nucleotides long. It is a transcript of the gene ABCB10, whose product is annotated as ATP binding cassette subfamily B member 10. The record is from RefSeq and is a predicted model, not a curated record. Lineage: Eukaryota; Metazoa; Chordata; Lepidosauria; Squamata; Phrynosomatidae. Gene Ontology annotation, cellular component: membrane. The transcript has 15 exons. Bases 1 to 2064 code for a protein of 687 amino acids. Gene Ontology annotation, biological process: transmembrane transport. Gene Ontology annotation, molecular function: ABC-type oligopeptide transporter activity; ATP binding; ATP hydrolysis activity.